AUGGGUUGCAAAAUAAACACCUCAAACCCUCCAAUUCUACUCAAGUUCUCCACUACGAAACCAACUCAAAGAAUCAGAGCCAUUGCUUUCUCUUCUUACAGUCCAAACCAACCAGAUUCAAUCUCCUCCACCACUCUGCCCAAACCUGAUGUUUACACUGUUAAUUUCAAAACUCUGGGAGGUUGCAAGCUUGGAAUCUCAAGAUAUCCAGACUUCGAAUACAAUGCUCACGGUGGGACAGGAACUGGGACUGGUACCAAGACCAAAGACGGUGACUUGAAUACAAUUUCAGUAUCAUUUGACCUGAAAACUCUGUAUAUUCCACCAUUAACAAGUGGGACUACUACGUUCUUGGGAUUGCCGUUGCCACCAUUCUUGAAGAUCGACAUAGUCCCUGAACUCUUUCAGGGGACCAUUGACCAAGAUUCUGGCAAGGUUGAUCUUGAAUUCAUGGCCAGGUUCUUGUUCUCUGUUGGGACUAUCUAUAGAGCUCCUUCACUGCUUGUAAAGACAGUUCUGACAUCAGAGGAAUCAACAGGAACAAUACGAAGUGGUCGAGGUGAAAGAUUGGAUGAAGAAGGGAAAUGCAGACUUGUUGGCGUGGCAACUGUUGAUCCUAUCAAUGAUGUCUUCAUGAACACCUUCCUUGGUCUUCCCACAGAAUGCCUGGCCAAACUUAGUGCUGUAAUUUCCUUUUCUAGUUCUUGA
This is a messenger RNA of Dovyalis caffra, 708 nucleotides long. The record is from the annotation of a GenBank genome assembly. NCBI's taxonomy places the organism in Eukaryota, Viridiplantae, Streptophyta, Magnoliopsida, Malpighiales, Salicaceae.